AACGCCGAGCAAUAUUACAUGUCAACGCCGCCGACUCUUUCCCCCUGCCGCCAACGCCGCCACGCUUUGCUGCACUCCUUGCCCCACGGCCCUUUCCGUCAUGUCGUCCUGCUAUGCUACUCUUAUAUCACCUCCAACAACAUACACACACCCCUACCUUUGCUCUCUCGUGUCCCACUGUGGUGCAAUUAGCUAUUGUUGAUGAUUUUGCAUGUCAUUGCCAACACCACUAAGUCUCCUUUUUUGCUACCGACACCACCAGAACAUGUAACCAUCACUAGUGUCAUACUACCAUUGACUUGCUAUACAUGUCAACUGUAGCAACAAAUAAUGUCAAAAAUGACAAUGUACACUGCCAAACUUAGCGCUACAUAAGGACAUAUAUGACACUGUAUAAUGUUACAAGGAAAAUGAGAACAAGUUUGAUUAUUAAGCCAAGCAUUCAAAACUGUAUAAUGUUAGCAACUGAGAUGUAACGAAGAUGGUGAUUGGUGGUGGUUGUUGAGAUUGAAGAAGGGGGAAACAAUUUGGAUUGCUAAAAAAUAGGGGCUUUGUAGUUUGUACCCUCAGUGAGAUUGAAAAACAAAAAUUAAUUAAUUACUACUAUUUAGUAAAGUUUAAUAUGAACUCCUAUUUUGAGCCUAUGACAUAUGUUUUGCUUCUACUUAGAGUAAUUCCUUAUUAAUGUUGAUAUCAUUGUACCACAUUAACCACCAAAUACAAUGUCAAAUAAUACCAAGCAUUGCCCCACAUAGUGUCACAUAUGAAAAUGCAUAAUGUCACAAAUGCCCGCAUACAUUGUUUUAGAUGCAAAUUGACAGUGUCACACAGGUAAAUGGACCAUGAAUCAGAUAAUUUUAAUCUAAUUUUUUUCAAUUGUAUAUGCAUUCUAAAUCAAUAAUCAAAAAUUUAACAACAAGUUUUUUAGGGGGACAAAACUAUACUUUGAUUUGCUAGAAUCAAAUUAUAGCUAAAAUGAAUGAGAUUGGGAGUGUUGGUGAAGAGGGGGUUGGUACAACACCUAUAAGCAUCAGAGAUGGAUUCACACCCUAUAUCAGCAAGAAAACUAGUUCUGAACUUUCAGAGGCUAUAUAAGGUAAUUAGCAAUUUAGCCAAUAAACCCUAACUCAAAUUUCACCAAAAUUCAUCAAUAACCAAGAAUCAAAGCCCAAAUUAAAGGUGAUUGUAUGAAAAAUUGAUAGGAAACGGAGACAAAGAAAUCACAACAUUAAAGUAAAGUGGAGAUUCUCACUAGAAUGAGCGGAAGUGCGUAGGGAGGCGAAGGGUUUGGAUGAAGACGGUGGCGAUGGGCGUAAGCUUGCGCCGGCAAGUGAUAUGGGGGUUUACUUAUGUUAAAGCUAGGUGGUCUUCAACACAAGAAAUUGCAGAAAAUCAUAGAGACAGCCCGACGAAUGUUCAAUUGAAGCCAGGCAAAUGGUUAUGCACGAAUUGCAAUUUCUUGAAUUUUGCAAGAAAUAUCAAGUGUUUAAGCUGUAACGGACUGUCCCAAGAACGACUCCGCAAUCUAGAGGUUCUGCAACGUGUGGCUAUAAACUUCUUGCAGGUGUAAUUUCUUGAACUUUGCAAAGAAUUCAAGGUGCUUGCAGUGCAAGGAGAACCCACCAAAGCGAUUGCUUCAUCCUGGAGAAUGGGAGUGCAAAUUGUGCAAUUACAUAAACUUCAAGAGAAAUAUGGUCUGCUUGAAAUGCGACCAUAGAAGACACAGAGCAUCGCAUUCUGUAAGUUAUCACCAUAGCCGCGCUCCCUAUCUUGGCACAGAAAAAUUGUUCAGAGAUGGAGCUGUUGUGGAUAACCCAUACAAAUUCUUCUAAGACAAGCUCAUGCACUAGAGGAAACAAGCUCUGCCUUUAUAACAAGCCAAGUAGCAUGACUUCUGCUCUACUUUACAGCUUCCUAACUGUUCUUAAAAAUUGACUAAAGAGCAAAGCAGAGGAAAACCAUAGGACCCAGGUGCAUUUAAGUUGAUACAUAAAAGUUUUAAUUCUGCAAUCUAUUUUUAGGUUUUCUCUCCUCCAUCAAUAAUUGUUAUUAUUAGUAUUAUUAUUGUUGUUAUUUUUGUUGUUAUUUUUGUUGUUGUGGAGGACAAACGGAUGUUCAAAGAGGCCAUUGUAGCUAAUAAGAAAAGCAUCUUCAAGACUUUUCAUCUCAAGCCAUUUCCAUAUGGGCUCUCAUUUUCCAGGAAAAGAAGACAACCUCAACAUUGACCCAACACCGUCUUCUAUGAAACAACUCACGAUCAUUAUCCCUCCUUUUUAGUUUUGUUGAAAUCUAUUUUGCACUUGCUGAAGCUGGUUUGCCUUUGUUUUGCUCACUAUUAGGAUUAUAGAAUUCAUAAUUAUAAUCCUGACUAGAAUAUUGAAUACAUCUUCAAUAAUAAGAUUGUCUAUUC
Cuscuta campestris is the source of this 2410-nucleotide messenger RNA. The record is from the annotation of a GenBank genome assembly. NCBI's taxonomy places the organism in Eukaryota, Viridiplantae, Streptophyta, Magnoliopsida, Solanales, Convolvulaceae.